Messenger RNA from Rhinichthys klamathensis goyatoka, 3354 nucleotides. It is a transcript of the gene irag1, whose product is annotated as murine retrovirus integration site 1 homolog. The transcript is spliced from 23 exons. The record is from RefSeq and is a predicted model, not a curated record. NCBI's taxonomy places the organism in Eukaryota, Metazoa, Chordata, Actinopteri, Cypriniformes, Leuciscidae. The coding region runs from base 6 to 3347 and encodes 1113 amino acids.
UUUGUAUGUCUCAAUCUGUGUCUACUGGCGUCCUGGGUUGUAGCUCAGCUGACAUCACAUCCAUUUCCACACCACAGACUCUCCCUCAGACAAGCGCCCUCACUCCAUUCUCAUCCAAAAACGGUCUUCCAUCUGUGGGAGCGAUAAGCCCGAAGAGUCCUGCUUUACUCUGUGCUAAGAGCUCCUUGCCGGAACCGUCAGCUUGUGAAGAGCCCACGCCACACAACAGACAGGAGAAUGUAGCUGGUUUAGACCGGCCAGCAAGCAGUGACAGCUUCUUCCCAGAGUCAGAGGCCAGUGGGAGCACCUCAGCCUCAAACAAGGAAAAGUGCAGGAGUCCGGAUAAAGAAGAGGCUGGAUGUCAAGGAACUGAGCUACAAAACAGCAGCGGACAAACAGAGAGUUCUGGGAGGUGCCAAAAAUCAGACUGUAGUGGUAGAACAGAGGCCUUAAAACUUUUGAACAAAGGACAGUCUUCCAAGUCAGGGGACGGUUGGGAUAACCAAGGAUUCAGUUCAUCAGGGGAGAACCAAGUAGAGGAUACCGGGAGGUGUCAAGAGGAAACUGAGGAGUCAGAUUGCAUUGGGAGGAGUCAAGAGGAAUCUGAGUACAGUGGAAAGAGUCAAGCAAGGACAGGGAACAGUGAGACUCGAGAGGAACCCAAAACAAGUGACACAUCUAAGAGUGUCCAAUCCGCUGAUCUCACUGACACUCCAGGGGACCAAGAGGACCAAUCUGCUGUAUGUCAGUUCACACGCUCACAGGGUGAGCAAACUCCACUAAAGAGAGCUCAUAGUUCCUUGACAGAGUCUGCCACCCCUUUUAUCUUCCCACACACACGCUCUCGACCCCCUCUCACCCCUGCCAUGCCCACCCUGCCCGAGGAAGAGGAAGACUCCCCAGAGGAGCUCAACAGUACAUCCAGCUCGCCCUCCACAUACGCCCCUGUUGAAAGCAAGAUAGUAAAUGUAACCAUGACUCCACCAGCUAUUGUGCUUCCAAGACAAGUCGGCAAGCAGGACUCCUGUCCUUUGGAGAAAGCAAGACCACACAGCCCUAGGCCUCGUCUCUCCCGAAACUCUGCGUCAUCAUGUCCCAUCACCACAGUGGAUGAUGAUGGACAUGUGAUAGACCUGGUGAAGGAUCCUCUUCCUGAGCUGAAGUUAUCUGAAGAGGACCGUCAGAAGAAUCUGGAGCUGCUCGAUGAGGCCAAGAAAGUCAGCGAUCGCUUCUUGCAGCGCAGGGGCCGACGCUCCACCUGCAGCCUUUCGGACUCCCCCACAGCUCUCUCCCCGAACCCAACGCCAUGCUCCUCCCCCAGACUAUCCAGAAGCAGUUCCCUCUCCGCACCCUCACAACUAGGUCCUGAGGUCUUCGCAACUCCUCCAGCAAGUCCCUCCAUAACUCAGCAUCUGGAGGUACCAUCUACCCAUGACCAAGAGGAUACGAGUAAACCGGAGCAGGAGACCUUCACGAGGCUAGUAGAGUGGAUGCCUAGCGACAAGAAAAAAAAGGUGUCCUCUGGAACUUUAACCCCGCGUUAUGCCACCGCCGUGCCAGCCAGAGAUCCCGCCCUGGUUCAGAAGGAGAAGCCAGACCAUCAUAAACCAGUGGACAAGGGGACGAACUCUGAACACACAGCCCAGAAAAAGGAGGAGACUCCUGGCCGUGGUGUCAGUCAACCUCUUGCCACAGGGGUCGCCAAACCCGUCCCCCGGCCACCCACGCAGCAAGCCCCAUGCACGGCCGAAAUCAAAACAAUAGGGGCCUUCCCGCCUCUAAUGAGAGCCGUCUCCUGGGACACGGUGGGCUCCAUGAACAUGAGGAAUGCUGCUCCCAAGGGCGAGGAGAGUCUGUCCUUCCCUGACAAAUCAAGGGAGUCUCUGUUUAAGUCCUCUGGGUACAAGGACUUCCCUGUGCCACCUGGGACCGUUCAAAAACUGUCCAGUUUGCGUGAGGAGCACAAGCUGGUGCGUAACCAGAGCAUCUACAGCUCGAAGCUUCCUGACCUGAGUGAAACAGCCGAGCAGGAACGAGGUCCACCCUCUCCACUCACAAGCUCUCCCAGUGAAGAGGAGGCCAAAGAGAGACCUGACGCUAUGCCCAACAUUUCAGAUGUCAUGCUGCGCAAGCUCAAACUGCACAGGGGUUUACCUGGCUGCGCACCCCCGCUCUCAGAGAAGGAAGUUGAGAACGCAUUUGUCCAGCUGUCCCUGGCAUUCCGCAACGACAAUUACACGCUGGAGUCGCGGCUGAAACAGGCGGAAAGGGAGCGCAACCUGACUGAGGAAAACGCAGAGAAGGAACUGGAAGAGUUUAAAGGCAGUCUCAAGAGCACUGUGUCAGUGUGGCAGAAUGUUGAGCAGCGUGAGUUUUACCAGCAACUCUUAGAAACGAUCGCCGUAUUACAUCGCCUGACGAACCGCCUCUCCAGCAGGGCUGAAAUGGUGGGAGCCGUGCGGCAGGAGAAGAGAAUGAACAAGGCCACUGAGGUUAUGAUGCAGUACGUGGAGAAUCUGAAGAGGACGUAUGAGAAGGACCACGCUGAGCUGAUGGAGUUCAAGAAGCUCGCCAACCAAAACUCCAACCGCUGCUAUGGGGGUUCAAUAGACACUGGAGAUGAUGGUGUUCCACGUACAUCAAGAUCCAUGUCUCUGCAAAUGGGAAAGGCUUUGCCCAGACGGAGAGUCAGUGUAGCUGUAGUUCCCAAGUUUAAUCUGCUGAACAUCCCGGGGCAGACGCCGGCCAUCGCUGGUCUGAACAUUGCACCCGGUGCCCUUCCUGUGGUGUGUGAGGCAAACACCAUUAAGAAUGGCAGUUCGUCAGACCCUACACAACAAGAUGUGCCUGACAAACCCAGUGGAAACCCUCUGACGGAGCAGGAAAGUGAAGCAACGCCAACCAAAGUUAUCUGCAGUCCAGAGAAGAUUACAGAAGAGAUCAAAGCCAAGAUUGAAGAAGAAGCGUAUAACAAAGGAUACCAAGAAGGACUUAAGAGAUCUAAAGAGCUCCAGGAGCUGAACGAGGAGGAAGAGAAAGCAGAAGAGAACCAGGAGUCUGAAGAGGAAUUUAGAGGAAAUACCCAUAAAGACAGGAAGUCUAAUAGCAGGUUCGAGGAGGCAUUAGAGGUCAUUGACCGGAUAUGCCCCAAAUUCUUCCGACGGAAUCGGGUGCUUUGGAUUGUCCUCACUCUGUUCUUCGCUUCAUUCGUAUUGGUCAACGUCAUAAACUUCUUCAGCAGCCGCUACAGUGACAGCGGAGACACGUCUGCAGAGAAGUCCGCCAUUCCAGGCAAGAAGAAGUUUUUUGGACUGAAUGUAGGGUCGAAGACUCCUGCCCCAGAAUGACAUUAUU